Daphnia magna is the source of this 1142-nucleotide messenger RNA. Its product is annotated as dermonecrotic toxin LarSicTox-betaID1. The record is from RefSeq and is a predicted model, not a curated record. Bases 314 to 1000 code for a protein of 228 amino acids. Gene Ontology annotation, molecular function: phosphoric diester hydrolase activity. Gene Ontology annotation, biological process: lipid metabolic process. Lineage: Eukaryota; Metazoa; Arthropoda; Branchiopoda; Diplostraca; Daphniidae. The transcript has 3 exons.
ACGGUUUCCUUGUGAACAGCUAUGAAAUUACGUUCUCCCAAGUUUACAAAACAGUAUACUCACCCAACGAGUUGUAGGAUGGUCCCUUAGUUUGCUUUGAGCCGCAGGUGCCAAAGCUGAUUGAAAAUUCCGCGAACGUAUUGUACUAGGUAGGAAGAAUCAAGGACCUGGCUCACCUUGAACUCUCAAGGUGUUCUGGUCAAUGUUUUUUCUGGUGUGACACCUGCAUUUUUGAAGCAAGUUGCUUCCAGGCAAGAAACCCAAACUGAAAUUGUUCGACAAACGUUUGAGAUUCAAGUGAACCUUAUUGAAGAUGCUAACGGGAUUCCUCACUUCUAUACCGUGGCUGUUUCUCCACUACGUCAGCUACUACCUGGUCGAAGCAUCGCGUCCAAUAACCGUCAUCGCCCAUAUGGUCAACACACCAAAUUCCAUUCGAUGGGCAUUGGAUCAAGGCGCCAACGGCAUUGAAAUCGAUUUGAAAUUCGAAGGCAACGAUCCUAGUAAAUUUCAUCAUGGAUUUCCUUGUGAUUGCAGUUGCUUUAUCCAUUUGUUUACCAAUGGGGACAAUGGAUGUGGGGUUCUCGGUGAAGGUUGUUCCGCUUCGACGAGUGUCACGGAAAUGACAGACUUCUUGGGAAGCUCUGAGAUUAUCUCUUCUCCAUUAGCACUCAUUUACAUUGACGCUAAACUGGACAAAACAGUGCCGAAUUAUGCCGAAGCAGGCGCAAAUGUAGUGCGAUUGUUUAACGAGAAAGUGCUUGCACGGGGUUUUCGCGGACAGAUUCUUCUCGGAUGUUUAACAAUAUCACGUGCUGAUUACCUGCGUGGUGCCCUUCAAGAAGCUAGCAAUACCAAAUAUGCUGACCAAUAUUUCUACACGAUCGACAACGAAGGGAGAAAAGCAAAAAAGCAUAUGACAACGCCAUCCAGUACAGCCUUGAUAUGGGCAUGUAUGCUGCUGUUGGUGUUUGGACGGUCGAUCGGGAAUCUACAAUGACGCACUACCUGGAGGCAGGUGUGGAUUUUAUCUUAACAAACAGACCAAACGUGGCUGCUAACUUGGUUGAUCAAGAUUAUAUCAUCGCUUUGCCCGGCCAAGCAAUGAAACCCAAGUCAUUUCCAAAACUAAGUUCUUAUAU